Messenger RNA from Striga hermonthica, 687 nucleotides. The record is from the annotation of a GenBank genome assembly. NCBI's taxonomy places the organism in Eukaryota, Viridiplantae, Streptophyta, Magnoliopsida, Lamiales, Orobanchaceae.
AUGGACGCUCUGUGUGUUGCUGCUCAUACUCCCUAUUCUUCUUCUUCAUCUUCUUCGCUUGCCGCAAAUGCCCGCUGCUUAUCCUACGCACGAAGCCUUAAUCUGCGCGCCUCCCAGCUCCCCGCAUUCCGACCGCCGUCCUAUGCCUCGACCUAUUCCCGUUCUCGCCCCUUUGCCUCCCGCAAACCCCACAGGCCCCGCAUCUUCCUUCCGCUCGUAGUUGCUUCAAUGGAGCAAGUGGAAGAGACUUAUAUCAUGAUUAAGCCAGAUGGAGUUCAGCGUGGUCUUGUGGGGGAGAUAAUUUCCAGGUUUGAGAAGAAGGGUUUUAAGUUGACUGGAUUGAAGCUGUUUCAAUGCCCCAAAGAACUAGCCGAGGAACAUUAUAAGGAUCUGCAGUCGAGACCAUUCUUCCCCAAAUUGACCGACUACAUUACUUCUGGCCCUGUUGUUUGUAUGGCCUGGGAGGGCGUGGGUAUUGUAGCCUCAGCCCGCAAAUUAAUCGGAGCUACAAACCCUCUAGAUGCAAAUCCCGGCACAAUUAGAGGAGAUCUUGCUGUUCAUACUGGAAGGAAUGUGGUUCAUGGAAGUGACAGUCCUGAAAAUGGCAAACGGGAAAUAGCUCUGUGGUUCAAAGAAGGAGAACUAUGCGAAUGGACGCCUGCACAAGAACCGUGGCUUAAGGAAUAA